AUGGUCAAGCCAAGCAUCUCAAUCUUCAAUGUCAGUACCGUGGCGCUGUGCGCCAUCACCUUUUGCGUGUGGGCCAUCACGCUCUCGUCCCUGGCCGGCCUUCAGCAAACCUGCGAGAACAUCCCGGAGGCGUCGAUUGGGGGCAGCGCCACCCACAAUGCAGGCGGCCUCGUGGGAGUGCGCGGGUUCAGCGCAAAGUUUCAGACCUGCACGGAGCUUUUUGGCUACUACUGGUGGAUUGUCAUCUUCGAGCUCGCCCUGCUUGCUUCCCUGGCGGGUGCACUCUACGCCGGCUGCACCGAGAAGGUCCGCACACCCCUAGUUGGCGUGCUGGUUGUGGUUUCAUCCCUUUGGUUCCAGAUGACUGACUCUUUCCUGGCGCUGGAGGGCGUCGGCAACUACGCGGACGGCCAGCCCCUGCAUCGCGCACGCACCAUGGGGGCCGGGUGCGUCGCCACGGGCCUGCUCAACCUCCUCAUGAUCGUCGCGAUCGGCAGUGACUUUGACGCUUGGCCAAAGGACAACUUCAAUGCCCAUGUGGACGAGGGCGGCUGCCAGGCCGGGCAGGCGCAAGGGCCGGGCCGCACUGGUGCCGCCGUUGCCUGA
Monoraphidium neglectum is the source of this 606-nucleotide messenger RNA. RefSeq lists its product as hypothetical. Bases 1 to 606 code for a protein of 201 amino acids. The record is from RefSeq and is a predicted model, not a curated record. The transcript has 7 exons. NCBI's taxonomy places the organism in Eukaryota, Viridiplantae, Chlorophyta, Chlorophyceae, Sphaeropleales, Selenastraceae.